AUGGCGGCCAGGGCCGACGGCGGCAAGAGACCAGGAGGGCCGCCGAGGAUGGCGGCCAGGGCCGACGGCGGCAAGAGACCAGGAGGGCCGCCGAGGAUGGCGGCCAGGGCCGACGGCGGCAAGAGACGAGGAGGGCCGCCGAGGGCCGCCGAGGGCCGCCGAGGGCCGCCAGCAGCGGAUGCCAGGUGGUGGAAGCCCUGGAGCCGGCUGGGCCUGGCGCUCGGCCAGCUGUCGGACGACGGGGCGCCACAGGAAGCUAUGCAGGCCUGCCUCGAGGCCACCGCGCUCGAACCCUCGCGCGAGAACGUGGCGUCCCUGCUGCGGGCCGCCGCCACCCGGGGCGCUCGCGGCGCGGGCGCCGCCCACGCGGAGAAGGAGGCCGGGAACGAAGCGCACCGCGCCGGCCAGCUGGGCGUCGCCGUGGCGAG
Messenger RNA from Prorocentrum cordatum, 428 nucleotides. The record is from the annotation of a GenBank genome assembly. Lineage: Eukaryota; Dinophyceae; Prorocentrales; Prorocentraceae.